AUGCUAACGUUUUACUGUUGCCUCACUUAUAACAAGAGGAAGGCGAAUAGCAGAAUAUUUCAUCUUGAAAUAAGUUAUGAGAUACAAGAGAAUCUUAAAGUGCUGCGUAUCCUAUUUCCUAUUGUAACUUCCCAUUUCGUAGUAUCUGGCACUUUUAUUGGAGGAACUCUACUUAUAAGGUCCCUGCGAGGAGUUCUUCCGUACAGAGCUCUAGUCUUAUCACUUGCUGUGAUUAUGCCAUACUACUUUCUGAUGGUGUCUAUCUGGAUCUAUAUGAUAUUACUUCGCAACGAACGCGAGUCUCUGCUUUUCCGAAAAACCAUUGCACAACGUCCCGAAGCGAACAAGGAUAGCGACGCUUACUUUGACUCGUUGAAGAAUCAGUGGUCAUGA
Messenger RNA from Cylicocyclus nassatus, 393 nucleotides. The record is from the annotation of a GenBank genome assembly. Lineage: Eukaryota; Metazoa; Nematoda; Chromadorea; Rhabditida; Strongylidae.